Molecule: messenger RNA, 1700 nt
Organism: Etheostoma cragini (Arkansas darter)
Lineage: Eukaryota; Metazoa; Chordata; Actinopteri; Perciformes; Percidae
Product: gap junction delta-4 protein
Exons: 2
Coding region: 402-1694 (430 amino acids)
Biological process (GO): cell communication
Cellular component (GO): connexin complex
Source: RefSeq, a predicted model, not a curated record
CGUGCCUUUGGAAGUGUGUUAAGAAUAGACCCACAAUGGGGCUCACUCCCGUCUUCUGUUUUCUGAGGACAGACAGUUGUUUGCAGGGGACAGAGGAAGAGGUAAAACAGAGUAUUUACAAGGGCCUCUUAGAGCCUUGGGUGACUCAAAUGGAUCACGUUGGAUUUUUCCUACCGGAACCUGGCACAUAUUCCAUCUAGAAGAAAUAGAGAGUGUAAGACUGCUGAGGGAAUGUUGUGUCCGUUAACUUGGAGGUUAUUGUGCCCUUUGGGUAGAGGAGAAGUGGCUGCAUAGAGGGAUAGGUGCUGGCUUAAGGGUUCACCAUUUGUGUUCAAUUCCCUUGGCGCCUGGAACUGGACGACUUUUUUUAUGUAUUUUGGAGGGCCGUGAGUACAGCAAGCAUGGCGGGAUCAAGUGCGUCUGAGGUCAUCUUCAUCGCUGUCAGUCACAACAUCACGUUGAUGGGAAAGAUGUGGCUCAUCGUGAUGAUUUUCCUACGGGUCCUGAUGCUCCUCUUUGCUGGUUAUCCUCUCUAUCUGGAUGAGCAGGAGCGCUUUGUGUGUAACACCAUCCAGCCCGGCUGCGCCAACGUGUGCUACGAUCUGUUUUCUCCCAUCUCUCUCUUCCGCUUCUGGCUGGUCCAGCUCAUUAUCUUGUGUCUCCCGUCCAUCAUCUUUAUCAUUUAUGUGGUCCAUAAGGUCUCAAAUGACCUUACCGUGGAUUUGAACUCCUCGGGUCACAACAAAGCCUUGCCGUUGUUUAAGAUCCACCAGGAGCCCUUCAGCAUGGCAUCUGUAACCAAGAUGCCUCUAGUGACUGAGCGAGGAUGGGCCCGGUGCUUCACAGGAGCCUACAUCCUCCAUCUGAUGUUCAGAACACUGCUGGAGGCAGGGUUUGGGGCAGCUCACUAUUAUCUGUUUGGUUUGUACAUCCCCAGAAGGUUCCUGUGCCAGCAACCUCCGUGCACUACCCAGGUGGACUGCUAUAUCUCCAGGCCCACCGAGAAGACCGUGAUGCUCAACUUCAUGCUCGGUGUGGCUGCUCUUUCCCUUUUCCUAAAUGUAUUGGAUUUCAUCUGCGCCAUCAAGCGAUCGGUUAGGCAGAAGAUCAAGAAGAAGGUGAUGUUGGAGAAGAUUUAUGAGGAAGAGCAGUGUUUCCUUUCAGACAGAGGAGCCUCCAAAGGAAUAGACCCAAAUUCCUCCAUGGCUCAGCCGGAUCUAGAGGCAGAGGCUUGUCACACAGGGAGUUUCCGGAAGAGGCAAGGCAGCAAAGGCUUUGGCGGAGGGGGUGUGCUGGCUUUAGGUCAGGAACCACCUUGCCUGGAGCACUCCUCUCUUCCACGCUCUCCAGGACCUCCUGGCUGCAACACUAACGGGAACAAUGGCUACUCUUUUUCCCAAGAGGAAGCUGCGGAAAGGACUGGCAGCAAAGUGUCUCUCUGCCCCCCAGAGCCAAUGGGUACACCCAGAUCCAUUCGUGUGAGCAAACGCAGUCGACUCAAACCGCCACCUCCACCUAGACGGGAACUUGGUUCUUCCCCCGUGGAACCAGCGGGGCCCAUCAGGGACGUUUCCUCAACAACAACAACAAACUGUACCAGAAGGGUGGGUCAGUAUACGCUGGUUGAGCUGGGUAGCGGGGCAGAGUUACAGACCAAUGAUGACGGGCAAGAGAAAAGAUCAGAGUGGGUGUAAGGGUUG